Cyprinus carpio (common carp) is the source of this 1056-nucleotide messenger RNA. RefSeq lists its product as uncharacterized. Gene Ontology annotation, biological process: developmental process; regulation of transcription by RNA polymerase II. The record is from RefSeq and is a predicted model, not a curated record. Lineage: Eukaryota; Metazoa; Chordata; Actinopteri; Cypriniformes; Cyprinidae. The transcript has 2 exons. Bases 2 to 751 code for a protein of 249 amino acids. Gene Ontology annotation, molecular function: DNA-binding transcription factor activity, RNA polymerase II-specific; protein dimerization activity; RNA polymerase II transcription regulatory region sequence-specific DNA binding.
CAUGACUUGUCUUUAUUUUUCCAGAGAUUUGUUCACUAUAAGAAUUUCGAAAUCACAACACAAAACUACAACAGCUCUAGAUAGAGUUAUGUCUCUCUGCAAGAAGUAUGCUAAUGAUGAGAUGGUUCUCAUAAAGGAACAGAGGACAUCCUCCUACUUACAUCACUUACCUACCCUCAUAAGAGGAAGGAAAGAAGAAAGAAGUUUUUACUUGCAGAAAGAAGAUGAAGAUGAUAAUAUGCUGACUGAACCCAAGGCGAGAACCUCAGCAUUGACUAUCUAUGUUUUAUGUCACCUGCAGAGACAGACUACAUCCGUGCAAAGCGAAAUGGGAUCAGAUUAUGCUGUUGUGGACAGAGUGUCAUAUGCUCAACCCUUGACAUUUGGCUUGUCUUUGAACCACCAGUAUUCCCCCUUCAAAGAUGCACUGAAAAAUCCCCAGAAUUACCAAGAGCAAGUCAACAGUCAACGGUACUUUGGAUGCUUUUCCUACCUGUCCUACCAUGGGAACUUCAGUGUGCACAACUACUCAUUGGAGCCUGCAUUCAUCCACAAACGUAAUGAGAGAGAGCGGCAGAGAGUUCGAUGUGUCAAUGAGGGAUAUGCAAGACUCCGCGAACAUUUGCCUCAGGAAUUUGAGGAUAAAAGACUCAGCAAGGUAGAGACACUGCGGGCUGCCAUAAACUACAUUAAACACCUGCAGAACCUUUUGGAGGUCAGUCUUCCUCAGGAAAAGUCAGGACUGUCUUAAGAGAAGGGCAGAGGAACUCAAGGACUAUAGUGUCAGUGACAGCAUUGAUCUGGGCUACUAAGUAUUGUAUACUAGCCAUUAAAUUCCUUAUUGUUUUACUGUUGAUGACACUUUAUGCUUAUUACAUAACUGUACGCAAAUAUAAUGCUUUCCAGAUGAUACAAUAUGGGUUUGAACCUGAAAAUGUUCUUAGUUCGCGCUGAGGAGCAUGUGUGUCGAAAUGCUAAAUUAAAACAUUUCUAUUUCUGUACAAUUUUGUGUAAAAUGUAUGUGAAUGUUGUUCUGACUAAACAAUUAACCACGGA